Molecule: messenger RNA, 1774 nt
Organism: Rhodofomes roseus
Lineage: Eukaryota; Fungi; Basidiomycota; Agaricomycetes; Polyporales; Fomitopsidaceae
Product: WD40-repeat-containing domain protein
Exons: 4
Coding region: 200-1660 (486 amino acids)
Molecular function (GO): protein binding
Source: RefSeq, a predicted model, not a curated record
ACUGUAACUCUAGUACUGGAUCCAUACACACAGCUCAAGCGUUUGAAUUUGUUCUACGCAUCCUGUGCAUGCAGGAGCGAACCACAAUCAGAUCGCACAUACAAUAGCGCACUGGACAGUACAAGGCCCGUGUUCCACAUCCCGUUGUGCUCUCUAAGUAGUGUUUCCAGUGAUCGUAUUGCAGCACAUCUGAGCAAUCAUGUCUGAGGAUAUCCCGAAAUCAGCGAUGGACGCUGAAAUCGAUGAGGAUGUUGACGAGGCCGAAUCUUCGUCCAGAGUGGACAAGGGCAAAGGUCGCGCCACAGAAGAAGACGUGCUGGAAGCGCAGGGCGAAGACCUCCACGUACCUCAGAACGAAGAGGAGACAGACCCACCCCUAGAGCAUACUCUCGACAACCUCAAUUUGGGCCCGGCAGGGGAGAACAACCAAAUCACUGCAGAGUUCAAGGCUCUCGAUGCUGAUCCCGCCGUCCUCCCCUUCCCGCUAAACUCUGCUGAUGGGCGAAGAGGAGGUGUUACCGCCUUGGAGUAUUCCAGGCGGGAAGAUCGCGUCGCCGCUGGCUUUGAAGACUCUUCUAUCCUCGUUUGGGACGCGAACACGCGCAGGUUGCUGCAUGAAUUGCGCGAUAUCGAGCAUACCGACUACGUAUGCGCUCUUGCAUUUUCGCCUGAUGCGACGACACUCGCAGUUGGAUACCGCGAUGCCGUCGUCAUCGUGUGGGAUCUCACCACGGGCGAAAGGAUAACAACGCUCACGGGCCACGAUGGGUUUGUGAAUUGCGUCGUGUACUCACCCGACGGGCGCACGCUUGCCUCCGCGGCAGUAGACGCCACUGUCAAGCUAUGGGACACCGAAACCUAUACCGAGCGUGCAUCGACGACCGACCACGAUGCGCUUGUCCUUGGCGUCGUCUUCUCGCCAGACGGAUCGCGCAUCCUCUCAGGUGCGGCGGACGGCGUUGCACGUCUGUGGAAUGCAACGGAUGCAGCCGCCCUCCGGGAAUUCCAGGGACACGAUGGGGUCAUCUACGAAGUCGCCUUCUCCCCCGAUGGCCGCAGGCUGGUCACCAGCUCCGACGACGGUACGGCAAGGGUGUGGAGCGCUGAAUCGGGAGACGAGUUCAUGAGGAUCAGCGAGCACUCCGGGUCAGUCUGGAUGGCGGUCUUCUCUUCGGACGGACAGCGCGUCUUGUCUGUGUCCAGCGAAGGCAUCGUGAAGGUCGCGAACUCGUACAGCGCCGAGCUGCUCGACACCAUCGAGGGAGGCUCCGAGUUCGCGAGCUCGCCGACGCUGUCGUCGAAUGGCCAGUAUGUCGCCGCGGGUGGCGAAGACUACUCGCUGUCGAUCUGGAACACGGAGACGAACAGGCGCAUUGCGCGGCUUCCGGGGCAUAGAGACAUCAUCACUCGCAUCUGCUUCUCCCCAGAUAAUGAGCGCGUGGUCUCUGCAGCGGAUGAUGGUCGGGUGCGACUCUGGCAGCUCAGUGACCUUCCCACUCCUCCCCCUUCUGAUGAUGGCGAGGAGGCAGAAGAGGAAGGUGGCACAGCCGAAGAAGAAGACAAACCUAAAGAGGAGGAGGAGGAGGAGGAGGAGGAGGAGGAGGAGGAGGAGGAGGAGGAGGUUGAAGAGGAUGAGCAGAAAGAGGACCGUGACGUCUAGUUUCGAAGAGGAUUUCCACGGACAGCUUGCUUCAAUGUAAUCUUGUAACUUCUGCUCUUAUAACUUACCUUUCGUCCUGCUACUAACAGCUCCAAUCUCGAAUUGUAUUGCUAC